Molecule: messenger RNA, 7341 nt
Organism: Podarcis lilfordi (Lilford's wall lizard)
Lineage: Eukaryota; Metazoa; Chordata; Lepidosauria; Squamata; Lacertidae
Source: the annotation of a GenBank genome assembly
AUGGCCACUCGUCUGUUUGAGGAGAGGGCUCACACUGCUAUUUAUCGAAAAUACAGGCUUUCCCCGCAGGAGAAUCUACAGGGCGUGAUCUUCCCGUACCUGGAAGAAAAGGUAAGAACAUAAUAGUGUGUGUGUCUGAACUUGGACGCGUAGAUCAUUGCAUUCGUACAGUUGGCAUAAUUUUAUAUAAAAGGAGAGCUCCAUUAUGAACUUUCUUGAGUCUGAUACUAAUCUUUAUCCUGAAGAUGUCCUGGAAGGCUUCCUGGCCUUCUUAAUACUUGAGGAAAAAAUUAGCAUGGUAAAUGAUUCCUCUAGAAGACCCUUUCCAUAACCUAACAUUGGUAUAUAACAGUACAGGCACUGCAAAACUCCCCCCCCCUUAUGUGGGGGUUGUGUUCUGGGGGCCCCACACACAUAAGUGAAAAUGUGCAACAUGGGGAGCACCCUUGAAAAAAACCUCUGAAUGCCUGCUUUCCCCUCCAGCUCUCCUCCUCUCUCUCCAAUCCAGUCCAAAAUAUCUGGAGUUGAAGCUCUGGGGGCUGGAUGGAGGUUGUGAGGAAAAGCGGCGGCAGAGGCGGCGCUACCUCCUGCGUCAGCUGCUAGACGAGGAGGCUGAGCAGCCUAAAACAAGGCCCUGUUGCGCCUCUGGUCCUUUCUAACUCCACGAUUCUACAGUGUCACUUUGCUGCCCGAAGUAAAUAUUCUGUCUCUUUCAUUUCUUGUAAAAAACCAAUCUUUCGUUAUUCCUUUUCUGUGAAAACUUCUAGCAGGCAUAAGGCUAAGGGUAAACACAUAUUCAAAAUAAGCAAACAUUAGAAAUCUAGCAAAAGGUCUUAGACCCCUUGGUAGUGUGCCUAGGUAGUAACAAGGGGGUGGCAGUGAUAUAAGAAGAAAAUGGAGUUGGCUUUUACCCAGCUAGUUCCUCCUGCCAUUUUUCUGCGUCCAAGCAGCCCAUGACAUUUUGUGUUAAUUCACGGCUGGUUUCACUGUGUUCGAGUGAAAACUGCUCAUGUAUCGGACCUAGAUGGGUACAGUGGUACCUCGGGUUAAGAACUUAAUUCGUUCCGGAGGUCCGUUCUUAACCUGAAACUGUUCUUAACCUGAAGCAUCACUUUAGCUAAUGGGGCCUCCUGCUGCCGCUGCGCUGCCGGAGCCCGAUUUCUGUUCUUAUCCUGAAGCAAAGUUCUUAACCUGAAGCACUAUUUCUGGGUUAGCGGAGUCUGUAACCUGAAGCGUAUGUAACCUGAAGCGUAUGUAACCCAAGGUACCACUGUACGGCCUUGGGUAAGUCAGGAGUGGGAAAGCCGUGUCCCUCACGAUGUUGUUCCUUUGACUACAACUCCCAUCCAUGCUAACUACUGGCCAUGCUGUCUGCAGAGGAGAGGGGGCUGUACUGUCUCAACAACAUUGGGGUGUGUGGGUGCAGGAUCACAGGUUCCCUAAAAGGUAAAGGUAAAGGGACCCCUGACCAUUAGGUCCAGUCGUGGCCGACUCUGGGGUUGCGGCGCUCAUCUUGAUUUACUGGCCGACAGAGCCGGCAUACAGCUUCUGGGUCAUGUGGCCAGCAUGACUAAGCCGCUUCUGACGAACCAGAGCAGCGCACGGAAACGCCGUUUACCAACCUGGAUGGAUUUAUUUUAGAUUUCUAAACCGGCCUCCAUCAAAAGAGAUGGUUUAUAGAUCAGAACGAUUAAAGCCACAAAUUACAUAACAAGCAUUAGAAAUAGAAAACCAAACCACAGAAAACCACCAUCAGGUGAUGCCAUUUAACACAGGCCUCAUUUGCGCAAUACAUUUGCAAUGGUACCGCAUUAAACAGUCAUGGCUUCCCCCGAAGAAUUCUGGGAGCUGAAGUUUAUUGAGGGUGCUGAGUUGUUAGGGGAGACCCCUAUUCCCCUCACAGACCUACAAUUCCCAGAGUACCCUGUGAAAAAGGAUUGAUCUGGGAACGCCAUUCCCUUCUGUAAAUCCGUGAAUGUCCCAGUGAAAUAGGGACACUUGAUCAGUAUGGAGUGGUAUAUCUGGGAGUGAAAUAGGGAUCUGUCUUCACAACUCUCAGCCACCCUUAACAAAUGAUGGCUCCCAGAAUCCUCUGGGGGAACCCUUGACUAUUUAAAGUGGUAUGAUAGCGCUUUAAAUGUAUGGUGUGAACAAGUUAAAUAGAAUAAUGUAAUGGUUUUUUAAGUAUACUUUCAUAUUUUAAUACUUAUUAUCUAAUUUGUGGAGUAAUUGGAAGUGGCUGUGUGCACAAACAUCAGAACAUAAGGAAAGCCUUUGGAUCAGGCCUGGGCCCGUCUAGUCCAGCAUCCUGUUCUCACAAUGGCCUACCAGAUACCUGGGGGAAGCCCACAAGCAGGAUUUGAGCAAAAUGGCUUCCCUCCUGCGGCUUCCGGUAGUCAGAAAAACUGGCCUUCACUCUGCCCACCUUGUAGGUCCAGCAGAGGCAUCGUGGCUAGUAGCCACUGAUAGGCCUCUUCCUUAAUUUCUCUAGUCUUCGUUUAAAGCCUUCCAAGUUGGUGGCCAUCCCUGCCUCAUGUGGAAGGGAGUUCCAUAGUUUAAACAUGCGCUGCAUGAAGCUGUGUUUUCUUUCGUUGGUCCUGAAUAUUCCAACAUUCAGCUUCAAGAGUUCUAGUGUGAUGAGAGAGGGAGAAAAGCCUCUUCUUGCCUGCUUUUUCUCGGCUAUCCACGUGCGAGAUCAGCUCCUACUUACAGAUAAGAGACAUUGGGCGGUUGUGGAGCUCUCCUGGCCUCCUCGAUCUGAGCUUCACUGAUGUCUGUCCCGACCACCUUCUCAAAAUGUUUUGCCAGCAUCCGAGUGCUUUGGCCCGAGCCACAACCCACGUCGACUGCCAGCUGCCCGGGGCUCACUCUCUGAGAAAAGAUAGCGACACAUCUCACAAAUGCAUCGCCAGGUCAUUGUCAGCAAGGCUAGCACCUCAAAGUGCAAGUAGAUAAAUAAGUACUGCAAUGGCUCCCUCGGCCAAUAAAGCGAGAUGAGCGCCGCAACCCCAGAGUCGCUUCAGGUUACAGACUCCACUAACCCAGAAAUAGUGCUUCAGGUUAAGAACUUUGCUUCAGGAUAAGAACAGAAAUCGGGCUCCGGCAGCGCAGCGGCAGCAGGAGGCCCCAUUAGCUAAAGUGAUGCUUCAGGUUAAGAACAGUUUCAGGUUAAGAACGGACCUCCGGAACGAAUUAAGUUCUUAACCCGAGGUACCACUGUACCCAUCUAGGUCCGAUACAUGAGCAGUUUUCACUCGAACACAGUGAAACCAGCCGUGAAUUAACACAAAAUGUCAUGGGCUGCUUGGACACAGAAGAAUGGUGGCGGAACCAGCUGGGUAGCCCCCAAGGGAAGAAGAUUCGGAGCCCGGGGAGUGGUGGUUGCAGAAACCUGAGCUCUGAACACGAUCUGAUUUACUUUUACAACCCAACUUGUCACUUAUCUGUGAUGCUUUUGGGGUGGUCUUUGGCUAAGGAGUUGGGCAACUUGUAAAGUUGUGACACACCUUUGUUCUGGGUUCCCUCUCGCCUCCUUGCACGGUGGGGUGAUGGUAACUGUGUGGCAACAGAAAACUGCUUCAUUCAGUUGGUUCCUGCCUUCACUUGUUCUUCUCUGACCCGUAAUGGACUUCAGGGAUACUUUGAUGGGGAGUUGGCCUGUAAAAGCCAACUCCAUUUUCGUUUUAUAUCACUGCCACCCCCUUGUUACUACCUAGGCACACUACCAAGAGGUGUAAGACCUUUUGCUAGAAUUCUAAUGUUUGUUUGUUAUGAAUAUGUGUUUACCCUUAGCCUUAUGCCUGCUAGAAGUUUUCACAGAAAACGUUCCUAGGGACACUGGUCUGCCUCUGUGUGUUUUUAAAUGUUUUAAAAGUGAGGUAAUUUAUUGUAGCACUUUUAAAUGUAAUCAGGCAAUCAGAUAAGGCAUUAUCAGAUAACCUGGGUGUUAUGUGUUGAUGUUCUCACCCUGGCCACCAGGGGUAUUGUGUAUAUAGUUUUCACUCAGGUCCACAUAAGUUAAUUUAGGUGGAAAAUCCUGGGGUUUUGUUGUUACAAUGUUGACAGCCGGCUGCCUAUAAAAGUAGGCCGGCUGAGCUGUUCAGUUCAGUUCAGUUCCAGCUUACUAUAAAGAACCACUUGGAGAAAUCUCUGUGUCAACUGCUAUGUCCAUCCACAACUUAAUACUGGCAGACAGAAAAAACAACAACAUUCAAAUUUCUGUUGUAGACCACGUUUUCUGUGAUGUAGGUAUGAUGUUUCUGGGGGGGUGUUCUUGGGUUACACCCCUUCUGUGAUGUAUGUAUGAUGUAUGGAGGGAUGGUCUUGAGCUCCAGGGCAGGGAAUUCAAAAUGUCUAUAUAAGGGCAAGCACACCUUUGUUCAGGGUCCUCCUCCUUUCCUGUGUGUGAGGGGAGCACCCUGUUGCCACAGCUUUAAUAAAGAUCAUGCUUACUAGCUGCUUUGCUUCUCAAUAUUUUCUGGUUGGCCUCUGUUAUUUUCACCUACCAAUAGGAACCCACGUAAGGACUCUAUAUGGGCUCUUGGAUACCCCAUCAGGGAAAAAGGGCAGAUUUUGUUUACAACAGCCUCUACUCACCCACCCCAAACUAACUCUUACAUUCGCCUGACUUUAACUUCCAUUUGUCACAGCUGCUAGCCUGCAACUAAACAUGCUUGCCUGUUUGGGGUUUUUAUGUCGGCUUAAAAAGGCUUUCUGCUAAAGGAUUCUGGGAAUUGCAGUUCAGCAAGGCUGCUGAAAAUUCUGAAGGUUUUUUUGCCUCCUUCCUUCCCUCCCAGAACUACAGGUCCCAGAAUUGCGUGGGGAGUAAAUUAAGUCAUUAAUAUGGGUUACAGGACAAGUUUAAGGUCUUGCUAUUGGUAACAUUGAGAAUGUCCUAACUUGUACACACUGGUCUGGAUGCUUUGAUCCUUGGGAGGAGAUGGACUCUCAUUUGUACUGUAUGCUCCUAAGGUUCACUGGAUGUCUGCUAAGCCUUUAGUGUGAAGGCAUUCAUUGUGGAUUUUUAUUUUUUUAAAUUGUCUUAUGGUCAUGGUUUUAAGCUGAUUUCAUUUUAUAUGAGUUAUAUCAGCCAUAAACAAACAACUAUUCCAGCAGGCUUCGAACAAUCACCUUGCCAUCUCCUCCCACAGGGUGUGCCCUGCCGAAGACCUCCCUUUCGAAGACGGCUCUGUGGACCUGGUCACGGCGUUUGCGGCCGUCCACUGGUUUGACGGGCCUCGCUUUCUGAGGGAAGUGGACCGAGUUCUCAAGCCGUCAGGCUGUGUGGUCUUCAGCUCCUACAACUGGGACAUGCAGUUGUGUUACAAAGAUUGUACAGACGAGUUAACGGAGAUCUUCAGAGAGGUCAGUCCAUCGCACAGGCCUCGGACCUGAGGUCUGCCCUCAGACCGCAAAUUUCAGGGCCAUCCCUGCCAGUUUUCUAGCCCCAAAUGUCUGUGGGGUUGUUGUUGUUUUUAAGUGUCUUUCCUGUAGAAGGACAGAAGAGUCCUUCAGUCUAGGUUAAUUGAGCAAACCUACAAGUCCUGGAUGCAUUUUAGUCCCUCCUGCAAAACACUGGCACUAUGGAAAAGAAUAUCAUUUCAGGGUCCAGGCGAGGACAUGAAGGGGAUAAGAAAAAUUCAUCCCACCCUCUGAAAUCUUUGCCAUGAGAAGCUCUUAUGGUCAGCUUGCUUUACGUUUUUUGGAGAAGUUUUAAGACCUUCCUAUGCAGAAACAUUUGUGACUGUGUGGCUAUUUUCUGUUAGUUUAUUACAGCAAUAUUUAUAAAGCCAGUUUCUACAAAGCACCAUGACUUUCAACACUUUUACCAACCCCCACUCAGUAAUUAAAAUAUUCCAUAUAUAUACACACACACCACAUAAAACAAAAGAGCUCCAAGUGGUUUACAAGGCAGUCUAAAAUAUUACAGUCAAACCUCGGCUGUUGACCAUAAUCCGUUCCAGAAGACCAUUCGACUUCUGAACAUUCAACAACCGAAAACAAAGCCGAAGCCUCAAUACAAUAGGGAAACUCAAAACAGAAGCCGCGUAGCAUGUUCGGCUUCUGAAAAUCGUUCGAAAACCAAACCAGUUACUUCCGGGUUUUCGGUGUUUGGGUGCCAAAACGUUCCAAAACGGAGGCAUUCGGGAACUGAGGUCUGACUAUAAUUUGAAAUAUCAAUUUAAAAAACAUAAAAAACCUGUUACAUAAAAUAAAUAAAACUGACCAUUUCAAACACUUAUAGCUACUAAAACCUAGGUAGGCAUGCGGGAAUGAAAAAGUUUUUAGCCAAAUAUGUCAAUGGGCAGGCAGUUCCCAAGUGCUGCCACAAUAAAAGAUUGAUUUCUUGUAAGUGCUGAAUGAAUGUUACGUGACACUUGUGAAAGGGCCAGUUUCGCAGAUCCCAGCCAUCAAAUGGGCACAUACUGGGUGACAGUCUUGAAAUACAUUAUUCUAUAGGCUGCCACACCUCACACAUUCCCCUCAUUGCUUUUAGUCUUUCCAUAUAGAGAGCAUCUGUAUGCUGAUCAUUUUUCUACUCCGGAUUUCUGCACCUUUAACAGCUCAGCAUCCUCUUUUAUGCAGCAUGCUUUGAACAGUGAGAUUUUAGAUUUCAAAUUAGUUGAGAAUGAUUACCAAGAAAUCUUUGAUUCUUUGCCCUUUCAGGAGAAGCAGAGGUGAGUGGAUCAGGCCCUUUUGUACAGUGCGGUGCAUGGACCCAGCCAUGCCAAGGGAUGAGUGGAGGAAGUCAGGAGAUUCAGAGUAAUCUCAAUAUUUGGAUUUUUUUGUUACAUGUUUAUACUUUUUCAAAAUCAAAUUUAAAAAUUAUUUUAAAAAGCAAGGGACCCCUAAGGGCCAUCUAGUCCAACCCCCUGCAAUGCACGAAUCUCCGCUAACGCACGUGAGUGGCAAAGUCAGGAGUGUUGCCAGAUUCCAACUAUUCAUUUAAUCUGUGCAUAAGCCAUGCUUCAAACCUUAUGCCAGCUUUAUGUCCUCAGUCCCAUUUCCCCACACCUUCUGUUUGCCGCAUUUUGUUGUACCAGUUUGUCAAAGAGGCAGCCUCCCAAAUUCUUCAAGUAUCUCGCCAUUAUGCGCCUGGCUGCCGUCAAAAGACAACUUGUUUGAACUGUGAAAAGAUGGAGCGGUGCUAGCUCUGGACAUUUCGAGGUGUUUCGUCCAAUAAUUGUUUUCAUUUCAAUGAAUCCCGGAACUGAACCCUGGUUUCUGCUCUCUUGCUUUCCUUCCCCUAGGUUUCUGGAGACGAUGGGCGUUUCCUCUCGGGAUACCCAGCUGGAGUUGUGCACGAAGCACAUUUGCAUCUUGGGCUGCAAGAGCUCCUGA